This is a messenger RNA of Peniophora sp. CBMAI 1063, 1383 nucleotides long. NCBI's taxonomy places the organism in Eukaryota, Fungi, Basidiomycota, Agaricomycetes, Russulales, Peniophoraceae. The record is from the annotation of a GenBank genome assembly.
AUGUCAGUCGUCGAUAUCACGGAGUCUGACAUCGAGUCGACCUCAUCUACUGGGGUGAAUGGUGCAGGGAGCGAAGAAGAUAAGGAUGGCGCAAGGCACAACGAGGCGCCAGUAGCGAUACCUGAGAGGACCAAGCAUCCGCGCUUCUUCUUCAGUGGAAAACUUGCCACUCUCCUGGUGGAAGGGACUAUCUAUCGCGUACAUGAAGAUAUCCUCACGGCGAACUCUCAAUUCUGGUCUAAGAAGCUGGACAAGCGACCGGAUAAUGCGGUUUACAUGAAGGUGGAUGACGUGACUUCGCGCGAUAUGGAUGCGCUCUUGACAGUACUCUACGAUACGAGCUUCCAUGAGUAUGAACUGAAGACCGCCGAAAGUUGGGAAUCUGUUCUGCGCCUUGCAACGCUGUGGCAAUUCAGGAACAUUCGAACUCUCGCCAUCAGCAAGCUCGACCCGCUCGCGCUGCCUCUCCAGAAGCUUGUUAUGGCUCGCGCCUUUGGUGUCUCUAAAUGGCUCCAACCCUCGUUCACCGCCCUCUGCUUGCGUCCUGAUCCUCUCACCGUCGUCGAAGGGAAGCAGCUGUCUAUAGAAGACCUCAUCUCACUCGUGUCCGCCCGUGAGGCUAUUCGACACAAGAAACAAGUGACCCUCAUCGAGAAAGACGUAUCUUCGUAUGUGGCGGCACAUGUACUGGACACGUCACAGCCCAUCAACACAACUGCACCCAUACCGAAACCCCUUGUGCCUGAGGUUGCUUCGAACCCCACGCUACUCUCAGUAUCGAGCCACGGACAGAAACCCGCGGCUUCUAAUCCAUCCAUUGCCGAGGCAUCCAUGCCCAUCCGGAUCCUCGCAUCUCCUUCUGCGCGGGAUGUACAACACUUGCUCGCUGCCAUCAACAAAGCCGACUUCGAGACUGCAUUGUCUAUGGCGACCCUCGAUGGCACCACGGCGUUGAUGAAUGCUGUCAAGGACUUCACCGCUAUCAAUAAAGACCGGGCCUUUGCCGGACAGUUUGUCGACGCUGUCUUGCGCUAUGGAGCCCAACACCCGGCAUUCAUACCGAUCGCCGCUCAACUGCUUCGUGAACUGCCAGGGAGCAUGUGUUGCGGAGAAAGCUAUUUGAAUGUGCAAGAAUUCUUGCGUCUCCGUGCAAAUCUGGCGAAGAAGACUGACGACGCCAUGAGCCGCGUCAGAUCCCAAUUAGGAGAUUUCGACCUUGCUUUAAGGCACGUCACCGUCGCUUCCCCAAAUGGGGACCCAGAUGCCUUUUUCCGCGUCCUUCACAUUGGAGGCUCUCCUCAAGUUGACGAACUUCUAUAUGAUGAGCGACAUGCGAAUCUCAAAAGUUUGAUGGCACGUCUGAGGGAAGUGCGCGCUAUGUAA